AUGCACAGCGAACAAUCCAUCUGCGAGUUUAUCCAGAUGCAGAGAGAACUGCGCCGCUGCUACACCACGAUGGAAAACUAUGAAGUCGUAGUCGCGCAGCUCCGUGAUGACUGCGCUUUAUCCAGGGCGCAGCUUUGCCGAUUUCAGCAGGAGUACGCGCAGCAGGGGAGGGAGGUGGAGGCGUCAGUGCGGGCGGAGCUCACGGACCAGACAAGUGGACCACUUUUGGCGCCACGACAGUCGGAGGCGAAGGAUGGAUCGUGUCUGAAGACUUCGGGGGGGCCAGACCGUAACACAAAGGACGCCGCAGAAGAAUGUCUUAGGGACACGUGGCAGGCUACAUUAGAUGAGCUGCGUCGUGCUUUGCGGAAGGAGCAGUCGGGCCAUGCCGAGUGUCUCGCGCGGCUCACGGAGGCGCUGGCGGCGAAAGCACGAUGGAAGUCGCGCGCCGUCGAAUUGCUCAAGUGGAGGAAGCAGGUGUGUAGAGAAAUGCAUAUGUCCUCGACACCCUCAUCUUCCUCGUUUGCAGCAGGCCCAAGUGCCAUCGGCACAUGUGGGGGGCUGCCAGGGGUAUCCACGAUCGGUAACUGCGCAAGCGACUUCCAGGGCGAGCCCAAUGCAGGGAGCUCGGCCUCUGAUAUGUCACCGCCGUCCCAACGCCUUUAUGGUCCUCCGUCGCCCUACAAACCACCUCCGUGUGUCUCGUCGCCGUCUGAGGCCGGAAAGCUGCGCAGUUCUAUGGCGUCGGAGGCCAGCACUGCUUUGCCAGCUUCGCCCUACGAGGAGGGCACCGGCGAUUGCGCGGCGGACAAGGAGAACGAGAAGGACAGCAGCGGUACGCCUGGUGUGGAUAUGAGCUGUCAAAGUGACUCGACGGCGGCGAGCUUCUUGUCCCCAAGCACCACCCCAGCUGGGCGCGUUGCGAAGGCUGUGGGAAGCGGUGCCGUUGUAGUGUGGCCGCCGCUCGCGGAGGGGCAAGGGAUGUCCACUGGGAAAUGUGCCGAGUCGUCACGAACGCAGUCAUCGACAAUAGCUAGCGCUCUGGAAUCCGGAGACUCAGCACUCUUGGAUGAUGCUGGAGGACAGAGGCUGAAGCCUUCACCCCCAACCAGCUCAGUCUCCCCUGGUGUGCUGCCGAGUAGUGCAGGCUGCUACACCACGAGCGCCAUUGGAAGUCGCACGCAGGACGGUUGUCGGCCAUCAUUGGUGGGCUGUGAGAAGGCCGUGAUGGCAGCUGAGCCCCUGCGAGUCAUGCCGGAUCCGUUCGCCUUUCCAAGGCCGCCGCCAUCUGGUGGUGUGGCGUGUACUAUUCAUAGCGUUUUGUCAACAUCAGAUGGGUUGCCCACUUUGUGCGACGGCUCUGCCGCCAUGGCGCCUGGCGCUGCGGGGAGGCAAUUCAAAGAGCUUCUUCGCGCGUUCCUUGACAAAGAGCAACAGGUGGCGCUGAUUGCAGAGGAGAGAACCAAGUACAAACGGCUCUACGAAGCAACACGAAGCUGA
Leishmania mexicana MHOM/GT/2001/U1103 is the source of this 1500-nucleotide messenger RNA. RefSeq lists its product as hypothetical. The record is from RefSeq and is a predicted model, not a curated record. Lineage: Eukaryota; Euglenozoa; Kinetoplastea; Trypanosomatida; Trypanosomatidae. Bases 1 to 1500 code for a protein of 499 amino acids. The transcript has a single exon.